Molecule: messenger RNA, 2099 nt
Organism: Varroa destructor (honeybee mite)
Lineage: Eukaryota; Metazoa; Arthropoda; Arachnida; Mesostigmata; Varroidae
Gene: deltaCOP
Product: coatomer subunit delta
Biological process (GO): Golgi localization; retrograde vesicle-mediated transport, Golgi to endoplasmic reticulum; endoplasmic reticulum to Golgi vesicle-mediated transport
Cellular component (GO): COPI vesicle coat
Source: RefSeq, a predicted model, not a curated record
UGCUUGGUCGGUCGAUGUUGAUUUGGUGCUGAGACAACUAUCUGCUGUCAGCUGAGUGACGUGGAAUCGAAGUGUUACUUUCUAGAGCAUCUACGAAAACCAAGUUCGCGCAAUACAAAAUUUGCUCUAAUAUAAAGUAGCUGCUGUUCGGUUUUGAGUGGGUCAAGUUAGGGUCAAACAUAGGGGUUCAUUAUAUCCCAACAGAGUUUGGUAGGAAGUCGACUUUACGAAAUGGUACUAUUGUCGGCAUCUGUGAUUACGAAGUCCGGGAAGCCGCUUGCCUCUCGGCAAUUUGUGGAAAUGAGUCGAUCGCGCAUCGAAGGCUUACUUGCUGCAUUUCCUCGACUAUUAGGCAAAAGUGCAAGGCAACAUACAUUUGUAGAAACUGAUUCAGUGCGCUACGUCUACCAACCAUUGCUGGACAAACUUUUCAUGGUCCUUAUUACAACAAAGACCUCUAACAUUUUAGAAGAUCUUGAAAUGCUUCGCCUUUUCGCGAAAGUUGUUGCAGAGUAUUGCCACUCGUUAGAGGAGAAUGAUGUUAUAAUGUCAUCUCUCCAAUUAGUGUUGGCGUUUGAUGAGUUGGUAGCAAUGGGCUACCGUGAGAACGUUACCCUCGCUCAGAUUCGAACGUUCGUUGAGAUGGAUUCACAGGAAGAAAAAGCUGCCAUCGCUGCUCGUUUAAGCCAGGAGCGUGAAGCUAAGCAGAAAAUGAAAGAAAAAGCGAAAGAAUUGCAGAAACAGAGAGCGGAAGCAGCAAGGAAAGGCACCCUUGGAUCGAUGGGGCGCAGUAGUAUGAGUGGAGGUCCUCAUUCCGGCAGCUUCGGCUCUUCUUCAUUUCAGACUACCUCAGAUUCUGCUCAAAAACCCGCUUAUCCUUCUAAUACAGCUCGUCCGAAAGGCCUGAAAUUGGGGUCUAAAGCUAAAGAGUGGGAUCAGUUUGCAAAUCAGCUUCAACAAGAGGGCGAGAGGGUACAAUCAUCAGUCAAGGCUUCACCUUCCAGUAAAGAACUAAUAGAAACAUGUCAACAAGUUAAGAAGGAGGCGGUACACUUAACCUGCGAGGAGAAGAUUGCUUGCCAGUUACUACGCGAAGGUGGCCUCCAAUCGUUGGAAAUUCAUGGUAUGCUCACGUUACGAAUCUCAGAUGAGAAUUGCGCUCUUGUCCGUAUUCAGAUGGAGAACAAAGAUCCGCGGCAGUUUCAGUUUAAUCAGCAUCCAAAUAUUGAUAAGGACCUAUUCCGCAAUUCUGGUACGAUUGGUCUAAAGGCUCAAGGCAAGUUUUUUCCUGUUAAUGCUGAUGUUGGAGUCCUCAAGUGGCGUCUGCAAAGUAAUGACGAAAGCUUGGUUCCUCUCGCCAUUAGCUUCUGGGUAAACGACAAUGGCAACGGAGGAUGUGAUUGUAAUCUUGAGUACCAGCUUGAGCAUCCUCACUUGGAACUUAAAGAGGUCGUUAUAGAAAUACCGUGUCAUGGGAAUCCGCCGGUCGUCCACGAGUGCGAAGGAGAGUACAACUUUGAGUCACGUCGGAAUGCUUUGGAAUGGCGUAUACAACUAAUUGACUCGAAUUCAGCAUCUGGCACGCUAGAAUUUACGGCCAGCGGUCGACCUGAUGAUUUCUUCCCAGUUACAGUACAGUUUUCAUCAAACACACUUUAUUCGAAGAUUCUUGUCGCUGGUGUGCAACACGCAGAAACGAAACAACCUAUGCGUUACUCGAUUGAACAAAGCUUCAUAGCGGAAUCUCACAAGUAUCAAAUGUCUUAAAUAGACUCUAAAAGGGUCGUUGGGGGAUCAAGUCUCCUUUGCAUGCUGCUUUAGGCUUUGUCGAAAUUCUGUGGGCUGAUAUUUGCAAUAUUCUUCUACUCAUAAUUGUUACCAAAAUGAGUAACGAGGUUAACAUAACUCUUGAUCACUUUAUAUAUAAUGUGGAUGCCAAUGUAAGUCGUUUUAGGUCGACGGUAAUGGUGACAACAAUUUAUGCUCUAAAAAUUAUGUGCAUUCAACUGCCUGCUGAUUUUUCCUCAUUCGCAGGUGAAAACUUAUUGGAACUAUAGGUACACAUCAAGUAAAGAAUAAAAAAUAUAAUUUCAGUGUUA